AACGGGACAGGAAAUGGGGAGGAACGGCCGUCCUGAGUUGAUGCUGCUGCUCCUUUUUAACGCUGCGCUUCAGAUGGAAACCACGCUCCAAAAAACCAUUUACUUUUUUUCUCAGCAGCUGACAUGGACCGAAGCAAGAAAGUUCUGCCAGACGAACCACAUAGACAUGAUUACUUGGGACAUAAUAGACCCGGACCUGCUGACUACGUGGCUGAAGGAUGAACAACUGACUGAAGUCUGGAUUGGUUUGCAUAAGGAUCCUGAGCAACAGUCAGUCUGGAGGUGGAUCAAUGUGAAAACCGGUGAAGGUUUGACAGGAGAGGAUGUUUCAGAGAGCAGUUUCUGGGGCAAUCAAAAACAAAACCACUACAGCUGUGGCUCUUAUAAUAGUUCAAAUAAAAAGUGGGCCAGCGUUCUUUGCUCUGACACUCUUCCAUUUGUCUGCUAUGACGACAAUCUGGUGCUGUCCACUGAGAACAAGGCUUGGGAGGAAGCCCUGGAUCACUGCAGGGAAAUGUCAUCCGCCUCCUAUCAGUACGACCUCCUGAGCGUCGCAAGCCCAACUGACUUUAGUUACGUCAGAGACCGGAUCUACAGAGCCACCAGUGAAGAGGUUUGGACAGGACUGCGUUUCCUGGGAGGGGAGUGGUGGUGGUCCGACGGAGAGACGUUGGACCAACAGGAGAUGCUGCCGGACUGUCCGAGCCAGUGGCAACACUGUGGGACCGUCUCCAAGAAUAACACAGCAAACUGGACCAGCAGAGACUGUUCUGAAAGAAAAAACUUCAUCUGCAGUUAUGUAAAACUACAGAAAUAAAUUACCGAAGAGCAAGACAGAAUCUAGCUCUCUGUCUCUCUAUAUACUAGAUACUCUAGAUACUAUAUAUAUAUACUCUCUAUAUACUAUUAGGUGAGUUAGAGAUACCACAGUUAUUUCUAGUUGCUAACUAUAAGUGUCAUAAUAAUGACAGACAACAUGAACACAUGUUCGAGUUUGUUGGAUGUGACUAUAUAUCUGCUCCAUAUAUUGAAUCUCAGGUAUUGCGAAGGACUUCUUGUCCACAAUAUCUGGUGAGAACAUCAGGGAACGGUAAUAAUCAUCAUAUUCUUCCUAUGAAUAUUUCUGGCUUGUUGAAUGGACUCUGUUGGUGUUGUUACUCCCAACAGAGUAACAGAGAGUCUGAAUCUCAAAUCACUAAAUAUGGAGAAAUUGAAUCUAAAUGUUCUGUAUGUUUUGGAUUUGAUUUGGACCACUCUGCUUCUUCUGCAUGGAUUUGUGACGUAGGAUUUUUGAAGAAUCACCAUUUUAAACUCGCAUUUUGUUUUGCUGUGUUUUAUCAGGUAGAAUUAUUUUAUUUUAUUUCGGAUUAAAUUAGUUCAUUUGUACUGACUCUGAAUUGAUUUGAGGCAUUUUACAUUGUGCUUCCAAGAAUAAAGGGAUUUGAAAUAAUUUGCUUUCUUUACUCAGCAUGUGAGCACCACGUAACCCGUUUCUUGGCUUUAUUAACUGUUUGCAAUUUAGUGAAAACAUCUUGUCAACAUGAGAAAGUCCAGCAAGAACUCGAAAUCAAAACAGCAAGACUGAGCAGUUCAUUACAUUUCCUCUCCUGCAUGUCUUCUCCACUUUUUGGUAUAACUAUUACUUGUCAUGUUUCAUACUUUUGUUGAACAUGCUGAGAGCAUAUUAAAUGUGUAUUAACUGGUUUUAGGUGCUGGUUUUCUGAUGAAAUAUCUUCAUCCUCUUAAGUGUAACCCUGAUCUAUUUUGAACUGUGGGUGAGGAGGAACCUCUUAAGACUGGCAAACAUUACAUCAAGUCUUGCCCUGAUUGCUUGAUCCAUUCAGAAGGAAAACAUUUAACAACAUCUAAUAAUCAAGACGUCUAACAUCUAAUUAUUGUUUUUUUGUUCUUAAGUUUGCUUCUUUGAUUGCAUUACAAGACCACUUAAUGUUUUUCUUUCAGGUUAGUUGUGUUUUGUCGCCCUCUCCUGGUCAUUUUUGAGUAAAUAACUUUUUCCCCCCCCAUUGUGUCAGUAAGCAUGUUGCGAUAAAAAUUAGAAAGAAACAUAAUUAAAGUAGCAGCAUAUAAUAACUGGACAGCUUGCCAGUAAUUUGUGGCACUUGAGUUUAGGUUAGACUUAAAUUAAGACCAGAUCAGUUUUUAGUCUCUUGAACAGAAUUUUUUUUUUAACCCUCCUACCAUAAAACUAGGGUUUGAUUUUCUUUCACGCCUAGAAAAAAAAUAAUGUCAUGAAACAAUGUCAUGUCAGUUUCAUCUAUAAAAGAUAUUUAUUUUGAAAA
Molecule: messenger RNA, 2300 nt
Organism: Gambusia affinis (western mosquitofish)
Lineage: Eukaryota; Metazoa; Chordata; Actinopteri; Cyprinodontiformes; Poeciliidae
Product: macrophage mannose receptor 1-like
Exons: 3
Coding region: 14-817 (267 amino acids)
Source: RefSeq, a predicted model, not a curated record